AUGGCGAUGGAGGAGGCGGCGCGGCUGGAGGAGCCGGGACUUGCGGUGGAGACCUCGGAAUCGGACUCGAGCGAUGCGAGCAGCACGGACAGCGGCAGGGAUGUGGCGGACGGGGCGACCACGACCUCGUCCCCGCAGCAGACAAACAGCGCGAUCGGGAAGCGUGAGGGGGCGCGUCGGGGAGAGGGCAGCCCCGUGAGCCAGCAGCCCCAAGAAGGGGGCGCGCACGCGGCUGGGUGCGCCAGCAAGGGCUACGCCUCCCUGGAGCAGAGGCACGAGAAACCCCUGGUGGCCAUCGACUCCGACAGCGAGGAUGAGAUGACACUUUCGCGCUACUCCUCGUCGGGAUAUUCUUCUGCAGAGCAAAUCAACCAGGACCUGAACCGGCAGCUGCUGAAGGACGGGUACCGCCUGGACGAGGUCCCAGACGACGAGGACCUGGGACCUCAUCCCCCCCAAACCAUGAGCCCCGCGUGCGUCUGCUGCCAGCUCGCGUCUCCCUCCACCACGUGCAAUGUUGCAGUAGGGCUUGGGACGCAACCACCACCACCAUCAAUACCACACCACCACCACCAUCAAUACCACAACCACCACCACCACUACAACGACCUGUCCUAAUACUAACAGCACUACCACCACCACGACACUGCUGUUGCCAGCUCGUGUCCUCCACCGCCACGUGUAACUUGCGGUAGGGGCGGCACCUAAACUACUACUACCACCGCUACCAAUACACAGACACAACCGGCACCGAUCAAUACCAUCACCAAUACCAGCACAACCGCCCGCGAUCAAUACCAACACCAAUAAGACCAAAUACCACAAGCACUGAUAUCACAAUAACCACCAUCUCAGCCACCACCAGUCCCUCGCAUCAACACAACCACUGCACUCAACACCAGCACCACAACUGCCAACAGCUAUGCCACCAGCACAAUAAAUACCAAAACUCCUACCAACCACCACCACCACAGUGGGGUGCAUAAUGCUGGUAUUGGGUGUUCCGCUUGAUGGGUGGUGAUGGUGAUUAUAUAGAUGGUGAUGAUAGUGAUGGUGAUGAAGCGAUUGAUGAUGGUGGUAGGUGGCGAUGGUAAUGAUGAUUACGCUCACAUAGUGGUGAAGCUGGCGAUGAUGAUACACCUGUUCAUUAUGGUAAUCUAUUGAUGAGAGUCGAAGAUGAGGAUGGCAAUUAAGUUGGUGGUUUUGAUGGUGGGUGAGGGAGCUGCCGUCACUGGUGAUAUGGUGAUGUAGAUGGUGAUGUGCUAGUGCCUAUGUCUUGUGCUCCCUCACUCGCUCUAGACAUUAAAACUGACGAUUAUGGUGAGGCUGCUGAUGAUACUGAUGAUGAGGAUGGUGGUGGUGCUGAUGGUGAAGGUGCUGCUGUUGUUAUGAAGCCUGUGGGAUGAAAUUGCUCAUGAUGGUGAUAUUGAGGAUGUUGGUGAUGGUAAUGUUGAUAAACCUGCUGGUGUUGUGAUGAUGGUGAGAAUAAUGGUGGUGAUAGUGGUGAUGAUGAUUUCUGAAGCUGCUUGCUGCAGAUAAUGAUGGCAAGGAAUACGAUUAUUCACGAUGGUGGUGAUGGUUACAUUUUAGCUGAUAGCGAUGGUAUUGAUAAUGGCGAUGUUGAGAGUGACGAUCAUAAUGUUGAUGGCAGUGGUAAUUAUGAUGAUAAUAGUGAUGUUGAGGAUGAGGCUUGGUGCCCGGUUGACAUAAUCCCGUGCCUGCUCCAAGCCAGGCUACUGGAUUCUAGAAUUUUAAAACUCUCUCCCGCUGGUGAUGGAGGCAUUGCUCGCUUCCCCCACGACCCCUCCCCCCCCCCAAGACCCUCACCUUUCAGGACCUCCCCCAAGUUCACCCUAAACUCCAGGCAUCUCAUAGGACGCCCUAUGAAGCAAAUGCCAAUGAGAUUCACCCAGUGAAAAUUUUGAUUUCAUACAAAUAUGAACACGGUUUACCGCCACUGACUCCAGCGGAGCUGCCAUCUAGCUCCAUUCAUUGCACGCCUCGCCUAUAACACCUGGUAUUGCCAGGGCCGUCUCCCACCCAAGCGCCAAGCGGGCUGAAACCCCGCUCAGCCUGACAAGCUCAGGUCACAGGCGAGCGAUAGGAUUCCGCGUUACCCACGGGGGCAUGCGGAGCGGUGGCGCAGCGGUUAGGGCACUGCGCCGUGUGAGCCAGGCGGGGCUGAGUUUGCGGUCACCACGGCUAACAUCAGUGGCGAGGGAUAUCAAAAAUCGGUGCUUGCCAACUCGCACUGGCCAGAGUGGUGAAGUACGGCUCUUAACAAAAUCCACAUGACCGACUAUGGUAUGGGGACGCCUUUAAUCCAUUGGUGGAUUUAAAGUGGCUGGGAUGGUUACAAUGACCAUGCGGUAAGUGGGACCAGGGCCCUCUCUGGGUGGUGGGGGUUCUGGGAGAGGAAGGGGGGUGGGGUUGGGUCUGAGGGGGGCGGGGAGUUUGGGGGCCGUCCCCCCUCCCCCACUAUUCGGUCCGCCCCACAUUUCAGUGUCACUUUUUCGAGGCCACGUGGCUCUUUUUAAUUGAUAAUUAGCGCUAUUUAUUUAUUUAUUUGUGUCUGACUUUGCAUGAUGAUGCUGCUGCGUCAGCGAUUUGCACUAUGAGUUGCGUCCGGUGUAUUUUAUUUUUCUUUUGAGGGUGGUGUGUGGGGGGAGUUGGUCAAGGAGAGGGGGAUGGAGCGGGAGGGGAGGCUUUCAGCCCCGCCACUCGCUCCCCACCACCCCCUCUUUGUUUUCGUGCCCACGUCGCGGCGCCACAUGACCCCUGCUCGUUCUGAUUGCGAUGGUGUGAGAGGAUGGCGACUGCUCUGCUGCUGAUGCUGAUGCUGUAUCCGUGGUUGGUCACUCUGCAGACAAUAAAAAUCGCUAUCGCCGCGCGAGCGACAGCUCC
Messenger RNA from Petromyzon marinus (sea lamprey), 2904 nucleotides. NCBI's taxonomy places the organism in Eukaryota, Metazoa, Chordata, Hyperoartia, Petromyzontiformes, Petromyzontidae. The record is from RefSeq and is a predicted model, not a curated record.